This is a messenger RNA of Puccinia graminis f. sp. tritici CRL 75-36-700-3, 2205 nucleotides long. RefSeq lists its product as uncharacterized. The record is from RefSeq and is a predicted model, not a curated record. NCBI's taxonomy places the organism in Eukaryota, Fungi, Basidiomycota, Pucciniomycetes, Pucciniales, Pucciniaceae. The transcript has 4 exons. Bases 1 to 2205 code for a protein of 734 amino acids.
AUGGGCUGUAUGGGCUGUAUCGAGCUGUCUGGUGAUACAGCACCGGGCAAAGGGUUCGGACCUUUCCUGUGCAGGACAGACACUGCUUCUAACUGUCUACACGAUUGUUCUACACACGACACAGUUGUGAUGAACCAAGGUUAUCCGCCGGACAAUCCCCCGCCUGGCCAGGGGUCCCAACAUCCGCAACCACACCACGAUCCUGAUUCUUUUCGACCGCUGUACAACCGGGUCAUCGGCCCUCACCCCUCCCUGGCCGCCGAUUGGAGCCAAUCAACCGGUAUUCACCCAUCCGAACAACCCGCCGCCCGUACCAUCCAAGUUGCAAAUUCCCUGACCUACGGCCAAACCGUGAGGAUUCACCCAGCAGGUGCCCCAGCCGUUGUCAACCACCCCAACUACCCGCAAGCGGAUCACUACACCAAUCACAACCCCGUCCACCCGGCCCCUGGAACUGUUGGGUCAGUUCAAGUGGUCUUGCUGUCAGACGCAUACAAGGGAAGGCCAUCUCUCGCCCAUCAUACAACAACCACACAGGACUACCCUGCCGGAUCGGUUACCCGACUGGUGUCAUUGGGUCCCGCCCUGCAAGGUCAACCCGUCAUCCAUCCUCCGGCAACGCAGCUUCCUCCGGCGGUCAUCCCAACGCCCACCCCAACCGGUUCAUCCGUGGUGACGACACCUGUUGUUAACGGCGGGAUACGUACUUGCAAGCCAAAGCGAACGGCCGAGGAGAUGCGUCUAGCGGAUCUGGUUGCGGCCGAGAAGCGGGCACGGAGGUUUCAGAACCAAGCCGAUAAGGCCGCCGAGGCUCGUCAAAAGCAGGCCACAAAUGCGGCAAAUAGGAUGCUCAAGGCUCAGAAGGCGGCUAGCGCGACGCCUCGGGCCACCUGGUCUGAGGAACAGACCAUAGAGCUAUUGAAUUACGUCAGGAUGGUGAAAGAUGACCAUAGUCAGGUGACCGGGGGAUUUAUCCCCUUCGGCAAGUACUUCGUGGCUUAUACGGGCCACGAGGAGGCAUUCCCCCUGCUAGAUUCGGUUCUACCAGCGACCCGGCUGGCUAAAUAUCGGGCGGUUAUGGAUAAGUGGAAGUCAAAGAUGUCGUCGACGGGGGUUGAUAAGCGCACACCAACCCCCAUGGUGCACGCCAAUCUGCACGCCAGGCGCAGAUUGGCGUGCAGGCCCACACGCCAAAGAAGUUUGGCGACCCAUGCCUGGGUCCUAUGGGACGGCGGCACUCCUAAACGCAUAUGUCUGUGGCGUGCAGGCCUGCACACCGGUCUACACUCUGUAGAUUGGCGUGCUAGCCCGCACGCCAAUUUGCUUUGGCGUGCAGGCGCGCACGCCAAUCCGCACCUGGCGUGCGGUUUGGCGUGCGCAAUGGGGGCUGGCGUGUGUUUAUCAAUGCCCGUCGUCGACCGAUCAGGGGCGGGUGGCUUGUCAUCGGCCUUGGAUGCUGGCAAUCUUUCCCAGGAGAUUUGGGAUUUAAUACUUGAUAUGCAUGGGGAUAACCCGGCGGCCACUGCGGAGGGGUUGACCGGUUCAUCUGCCGAUUACGAAACGCUCCUGCAAGAGGAAGUUAACUCGGGUGCUUCGAGUGGUCCUGGCUCCUCUGACAUUGAGGCUCCAGACAGCCUGCCGGCCACCCCUGCAACCCGAAAUAAGAGGCAGACCAAGUACCAACGACUAUGUGCCGGCCUGACCCCAGCCGAGCUUGCCCUGGAUCCUGACUCCAGCUCGGAUUGCGAUCUGCCUGAUGAGCUUCCGCUGGGCGCACCGGGGACCACAAGGACUGGGGUGAAUGUGACUCCCAUUCCGGGGGUGCCACCUUUGACUCCGGUUCUGGGGACACCAGCUUCAAUUCCCACAGGUCCUCCGAUGGGGUCAAAGCGAAAGGCGAGGGCUUUGUCAUCAAAACAACCGGUCAGCCGCCCCCCCGCCGAGGUACCAACAAUCCCCCGUCGCCGCGGGCGCACUGAGGAGAAGACGAAAGAGGGUGACACCACUGGCACUGGGAUGCUCGUCAUGAUGCACAAGGCGCAGGAGUCAUCGGCAUCUUGGGCCGCCGAGGAGAGGAGAGACGCGCAGGUGGAGCGGGCCCGACAGGACGUUAUCCGUGCUGAAGAGAGGGCCGAUAGACAGAGGAUUGAAGACCGACAAGCGGCCGAGCGAGCGGCGGAGAUCAAACGCCAAGAUGAUAUUUGA